AGAGCUACAACGCGUGAUGGGUUACCAGCAGCAAGCAAGCAGCAGUAGGAUGUCUCUUACUAUAUGAGCUGAACGUUUGGAAAUUCAUUGCUUUAAAUGUACUCCGGUGUUUUAAAUAUCGGAAUAUCAUCUAGGAAGAACUGGUAUUCACCGUGCUUCUUGGCAGAUUUAGCGCUAGGUAGCUCACGACGCAGUAGUGUAAGAUGAUCUGACUCCACGAUGCUACCUGCGCCUUGUGACUCCAUAGCCUCGAGUCGGUCUUCGUGGCAACACAUCGCACUGUUCGUGUGAUCCUGUUUUUCGCUCAAGGCGACAGGGAGCGGCUGUUUGACUCGCUGUUGUAAACAUUGGUGUGUGUAUGAGCUGCGCAGCCACCCCUAGCUCCACAGGGUCGAGGUUGCCCUGCCAAGCCUUCCUCACAACACACACUUGACAUCCUCUGUGAUAAGAGCCAGUCCGAUGGCUACACCCUUUGUACCAGUACCAAUCCCUAUGGAGGGGAGUUCUAGGAAACCUCGACGGCCGCAGAGGACCUCAUCUCUGGGCAGUGUCUCGAGCUCCUCGGAGUCCUCCAGGGGUCACGGGGUCAAGACCCCACCAGUGCAGUGCCAGAGCCCUGUGACCCGCGCCUGCCUGACAGGGGACCAGCCAAGCGUAGAGUUCAGCACCAGCCCACUCCCAAUCAACGCCAACUCGACCUCCUCCACAGCCGCCGGCUCAGACGAGAGGCCAAUCACACCCUCCAUUCUGGGCUACGAGGUUAUGGAGGAGAGGGCCAAGUUCACGGUGUACAAAGUUCUUGUGAAGAAGAACAGUGAGGAGAGCUGGGUGAUCUUCAGACGCUACGCAGACUUCUCACGGCUUAAUGACAAGCUAAAGGAGAUGUUUCCAGGCUUCCGUCUGGCCCUGCCACCCAAGCGCUGGUUUAAAGACAACUAUGAGUGUGACUUCCUCGAGGAUCGACAACUGGGCCUUCAGGCCUUCCUGCAGAACCUGGUGGCCCACAAAGACAUUGCUAACUGCACACCGGUGAGGGAGUUCCUGUGUCUGGAUGACCCCCCAGGACCCUUUGACAGUCUGGAGGAGAGUCGGGCGUUUUGCGAGACGCUGGAGGAGGGGAACUACCGGCUGCAGCAGGAACUUGUGGAUAAGCAGCGGGAGAUCAGCCAGCUGAGGAGCCAGCUGCAGGAGCGUGACGACACCAUCCAGCUCCUGCAGCAGAAGCUCAGUGGGAAGAGUCUAUGUGUAUCAGCCCCGGGCAGUGUGAGCAGUGUGGAAGUGGAUCUCGAUGUAGACGCAGAGUCCUCAACCACAGAGGCAGAUCAGGACACAACCCAACACAACGGGUCAGUGUGCUGGUGUCGUCCGGUGUCGUCCAGCUGCUCCCCCCCAGUCAUCCAGGUCACCCAGUUGGAGCACUAAUCCAGACUGCUCUCCUCCUCCUCCUCAUCUUUCUCCUCCUCUCCCUCUUUCUUUUUUCUCUUACGGCCCUGCAUCUUCUCCUUUAUGAUUUGGGAGUUCUCCACGUCUGUGGCUUGGAGCCUCGCUAACCACCGCAGCGCAGGCUGAGAAGAAGGACAGAAGGGCCACAUGUACGGGAAUGUGUGGAAAUGGGACCCAAGGCUCACAUAAGAAAGUGUUAACGCCGCCACAUGCACUUGCCAUGACUGCUGUGUGUGUGUGUGUGUCCGUGGCUGCUGUGUGCAUGUGUGCGUGUGCGUGUGUGUGUGCGUGCAUGGGUGUGUGUGUGUGUGCGCAUGUGUGGUGGGACAGCUGGAGCUUUUUUGAUCGUGUGCAGCUUGGAUCAGAGCAGCCCUGACCUGACCCUGGAUCUGUCCAGUGAGCUGCUGGUUGCUAUGGCGGGUUGCCAUGCCAUGCUGUGGUGACGGCGCAGGGCAGCAGCACUCCCAGUCUGGCCUGCCGAGGAGAGAAGGGAUAAUCUGGCGUCCAGUACUGUGUGGCACCCGUGGUUAGGGCGGCCAUUUGCCAAUCAGGACUCUACGUGACUCAUGUACGUUUGGUUUGGUUUUGUUUGGAAUAACACUGCCUUCACAGCCAUCACCCAUUUCACCAUCUCACAGCACUGGCCCAUCUUCCAUUACGAGACACUUGAUAAUGCUUUUAAAUAGGUAUGUUAGAUGCUAGAAUGCAUUGCUUGCACUAUAGGAAACGGAAGAGUGUGUGUGUGUGUGUGUGUGUGUGUGUGUGUGUGUGUGUGUGCGCACACGCUCGUGCACGUGUGUGUGUGUGUGUAUGUGUGCUUGAAUAUUUGUGCAUGCAUGUAUCCAUGUGUGGUGUACAUUUGCAGUCCUGCUUAUUUCAUGAUUACUCCGUAUUCACUAUAACUCAAUAGUGGCCAUGAUAAAUACAUGAUAUGUACAAUACUACUAUGGCAGUAGUCUUAAAAAGGCUAUUCAGUGGACAACAUUGCUGGUCUUCUGCUGUAGGACGACUGGGUCAAUGGCAAGGCAAUCUAAGCAUCUCAGCUGCUACAGGAAACUAACCGUCUUAAUGGGGAGCUAGUCCUCUCCUGGCACUACCAUGCACCCCCCUCCACACACACACACACACACACACACUAGGUGUGUAUGUGUGGUUUUUUUUUGUUUGUGUGUGUGUAUACAUAGGUCACCACUUAAAGCCAUAAUCUGCAGCUGUUUUGUGUUGAAAUUUGCAAGAAAAUCUUGAAAUCAAGAAAAGCCAUAGACAAAGCCAGGUGUGUUUGUGUCGUGGUCUCGUGCAGUCUGUCUGUCUGUCUCAGUCCGUGUGGCAACUGAACUCAGUCCUGGUUGUGGGCGGCUCCUCCUGCAGCCCAGCCCAGAUCACAUGAUGCACUUUACUGCCCUGGGGGCUUCUGGGUAAACUAAUCUUGGCUUUCUCUAAAUCGUAGUGCCUUCUCCUCACACCUGCACACUCACUCAUAUUUAGUGUGUGUGUGUAUGUGUGUGUGUGUCUGUCUAUCUAUCUGCAUAGCUUUACUUCACCGUGUGUGUCACCAAGGUCAGCUCUCAUCAUGGACAGUGCCUUGCUUGCCCCCCCCCCCCUUCCUGAGGGCUGUCCAGUUCUCUUCACAGAUGCUCAACAGCAACUGCCCACACAGCCCCAGUCAUGUGUGGUCAGGCUGGGAUCAGAUGGUCAGUUAGUGCAGUUGUGAGGUGGCGUUGUUGGAACGGAAAUAUGCCGCGACCGUAGGCCUUUGUCGAUAACGUUUGGCACUCCUGGUUUAUGACCGUAAAGGGUGAAAGGCCCUCAUGAGGAAUUUGCCCUGCGAAGGGACAAAACUCUAUGGCAAGGCACAAUGCAGUCCACUUCGGGAGAAAGGGACAGUCAAGAGUGGACCUAGAAAUCCUCACCAACCUAACCAUCAAUCCACUCACAAAUAAACAGUGCUUUUGGAUUGGAGAUUCUGUACGCAUGAGCAAAGAUAAGAGGACAUCCUUACAUGUGUGUGGAGAAGAUUCUGUACGCAUGAGCAAAGAUAAGAUGACAUCCUUACAUGUGUGUGGAGAAGAUUCUGUACGCAUGAGCAAAGAUAAGAGGACAUCCUUACAUGUGUGUGGAGAAGAUUCUGUACGCAUGAGCAAAGAUAAGUGGACAUCCUUACAUGUGUGUCGGUCAGGGUAUGUUUGUGUUCACAAUACGGAAUACUGAGAGA
Molecule: messenger RNA, 3655 nt
Organism: Alosa sapidissima (American shad)
Lineage: Eukaryota; Metazoa; Chordata; Actinopteri; Clupeiformes; Clupeidae
Gene: snx16
Product: sorting nexin 16
Exons: 9
Coding region: 460-1422 (320 amino acids)
Biological process (GO): endosome to lysosome transport; protein targeting to lysosome; early endosome to late endosome transport
Cellular component (GO): early endosome; extrinsic component of endosome membrane; late endosome
Molecular function (GO): phosphatidylinositol binding
Source: RefSeq, a predicted model, not a curated record